Molecule: messenger RNA, 3027 nt
Organism: Helicoverpa armigera (cotton bollworm)
Lineage: Eukaryota; Metazoa; Arthropoda; Insecta; Lepidoptera; Noctuidae
Product: D-3-phosphoglycerate dehydrogenase
Exons: 8
Coding region: 55-1143 (362 amino acids)
Molecular function (GO): NAD binding; phosphoglycerate dehydrogenase activity
Source: RefSeq, a predicted model, not a curated record
UUCGUUCAUUGGCCGUUAACGAAGAUAAGUGGCGACCGAGCGCCACGCAGCUCCAUGCGCUCGGAACAUAAAUUCGCUCAUUCCUCAGUAUUUGUCCAGACUCCAGACGCGCAACAUCGAGCACCCUCAGCCAUCAACCGUCACUCCAACAAAAUGGUUCUACAAAUUAAUUCAGUGCUGGUCGUCGAUGGCGUCGGGUCCAACUGCACGGACAUACUCAACUCGCAUGGCAUCAGUGUCAUCAACAAGCCGAAGAUCAGCAAAGAAGAACUGCUCCAAGAGAUACCGAAAUAUGACGCGUUAGUGGUAAGAUCAGCGUCUCAAGUGACCAAGGAAGUGCUGGAAGCUGGCGCGAAGCUGAAGGUGGUGGGCAGGGCUGGUGCUGGCGUGGACAACAUCGACGUCACGGCCGCGCAGGAGAGAGGCGUGGGGGUCAUCAAUGCCCCCGGAGCAAAUGCCCUCAGCGCCUGCGAGCUGACCUGCAGCCUGAUCCUCAACCUGUCGAGGCAUGUGGUGCCUGCCGCCGCAGCCCUGCGCGCCGGCAGGUGGGACCGCGCCCUCUACACCGGCACGGAACUCAAUGGCAAGACUCUCGCCAUCCUCGGUCUCGGCAGGGUCGGCAGAGAAGUCGCCGUCCGCAUGCACUCCUUCGGCAUGAAGAUCAUCGGCUACGACCCGUUCGUGACGGCGGAGCAGUGCGCCAGCUUCCACGCCACCAAGAUGGAGCUCGAACAGAUCUGGCCUCUGGCUGAUUACAUUACACUGCACACUCCUCUCAUUGCCUCUACUAAAAAUUUCAUCAACGCCAAAGUCCUGGGCCAAUGUAAGAAAGGCAUCAAGAUUGUGAACGUAGGCCGCGGCGGUCUUAUCCAGGAACGUGACCUCCUCGAUGGACUGAACUCUGGACAGGUUGGCGGAGCAGCUCUUGACGUCUUCGAGCAGGAGCCGCCUACAGAUCCUCUGACCUUGGAGAUCAUCCAGCACACAGCUGUCAUUGCUACUCCUCAUUUAGGUGCUUCAACGAAGGAAGCCCAAGUGCGAGUGGGACAGGAGAUAGCGGAGCAGCUGGUGAACCUCGUGAAGCCUGGCAGCUACAGCACUCCCCUCGCCGAGGUCACCCGCGUCCUCAACAAGCAGGCUUGAACAUGGAGUUCCAUUAUAUCUCUCUGUUACAACUAUAUUUAAGUAUAGUUUAAUUUAUUCUGGUAAAUAAUAACACUGGUCUACAGCAUUUUUGUCCCAAAAGUGAAAUAUAGAAUGAAUUCUUGUAGAAUUUAUGAUACGUAAUCGAAGUCCAUAACAUAAAGUUGCACUAGCGCGUCGGGAUUUGAAGACGUACUCCUCCGAAAGUUCUAAAAACGCGAUGUUUACGAUGUUUGUCAAUUUUUUUUAAGGUCAGCAAAAUUGUUUGGUAAUUUCUAACUAAAGCAUUAUACAGUACCUACCAUUGAUUAUAAUCACCAUUUACUUACUUACCACUACACUUAUAAUAAUUACACACUAAUUCUGGUAGGUAUAGAUGCGCCACUCUCUCUCUCUUUCAAGCUAUUUAUCCCACAUGGUGGUGGUCUGCUUUCCUAAUUUUUCUGCUGGUGGCUCCACUGAAGUCUACAAAAUGCUGGAAGCGCAUAAACCUGUCCAGGAGCCCGGACCCUGGCGCAAAGUUACAACAUGAAAACAUGCGGCGUCGACCAUGAGGUAUCAAAUAUUCUACAAGAAAUUAUAUAGGUACUUAUAUCACUUUUGGGACAAAAAUUAUAGCAAUUUGCAGACCAGUGUCUUCUUCUUCUUUCUCCUGCCCUGUUCCCAAAUUUUACUUGGGGUCGGCGCAAUGUCAUGUAUUAAUGUACCAUGUACACCAGUUUAAUUCAUUUAAAACUCUAUCAGGUAUCACGCGUUACAUCACAUCAUAUCCUCGAAGUUUUAAUAUUUAUAUAUGUACAGUACACAGCUUAUUCUCCUUCAAUAUCUCAAUACGUAUGUUAAUCAUGAUACAUUAUAGCACUGAUAGCAGUUAAGCAAAAUUAUUGACAAAAAGUACUUUUUCACUACUGAAAAAGCUAGUCUUGAAUAUAAACAGUUUAGGUAUACCUAAACCCUUUCACAUAUGACAUGUCUAAAUACUAAACAUGUUAAAAAAAAUCAAAAACAAAUAGAACCUUCAUGAUUAAGUAGUUAAGUAAUUCUCUAAAUCAAACAAUCACAUUAAAAAAUCGUAUCGUAUCGUCGAAGUUAGUAAAUCGUUGUAGGUUUAUAGGUAGUAUUAAGUCUAUUAUGUCUUAAGUAUCUAGUAUUAAGUCAGUUGCAGAAACGUCCAAAAACAUUAAAGCUUCUUUAAAUCUAUUGCUGAAACUUUUUAUUUUGUUGAUAAAGAUAGAUUUAAUGAAGCUGCUUUAAUGGAUUUUUGUGCACGGUUAGAAUAAGUCUUAGUUUUUAAAAAAUCACUAUACAGGUACAAUCGUUUUCUUUUUUAAGUUUCUUGUAGCUGAAUUUUACUUUGAAAAGGCACUCAAUUUACAGGCUAUGUUUAAGUUUAGUUUAAUUUAUAUAAGAACCGUCAGUUGCAAAAACGUCCAAAAAAAUUAAAGCUUCUUUAAAUCUAUUGCUGAUAUUUUGUUGAUAAAGAUAGAUUUAAUGAAGCUGCUUUAAUGGAUUUUUGUGCACGGUUAGAAUAAGUCUUAGUUUUAAAAAAAUCACUAUACCAGGUACAAUCGUUUUCUUUUUUAAGUUUCUUGUAGCAGAAUUUUACUUUGAAAAGGCACUCAAUUUACAGGCUAUGUUUAAGUUUAGUGUUAAGUUUAUUUUGAAAUAAGUUUUGUCAGAAUGCAUGAAGUUAUUUAGUUAGUUAUGUAGUUAGUUUAUUUAAAAAUAAAAUAAAAUUAUAAAAAAAAGAAAGGAAAAGACUAUUUGAAAAAGGGGCGGGGGAAAAAGGGGGGAGCAGGGUUUGAACUUUUUAUUUAAGUAUGCAUGUUUUUCUAAAUUAAUUGGAAGCUGAUUGUGGAUGCACCAAUAAAAUUAAUCAAUAUA